AUGGGCAUCAAGAAGGGCCGCUACCUCUACGAGGUCAAGCUGGUGGAGUCUCUCAAUCCGGGUGAAGGCUGGCCCGAACAAAGCCGGAAAGUUAGCGCGCCAGAGGGAUACAGCAUUAACGGGAACGCUCGUGGGUCUCCUCUGCUUCUUGGAGACACCGACGACUCUGUCUUCUUCGACAGUGAGGCCGGUCACGAGUUGGAGAAUUCCAGUGCCCGGAUUCUACACUGCGGAGAUGAAGCGCAGCUGGUCUGGAUUUCGCUGCUGGAAGACUUGUUUCAGACAUCCCUCGAAGGAGAGCAAUUCGCCCCGCGCUUCGCUCUCGGACGGGAUCAGACGGUGGCAGUGCUUCUCAACCUCGAUGGAGCCAGCCCGAACAAGAACACAGUGUCUCUCUUCAAAGAUGGCGUUCGCGUUGCGCAGCCGCAGAAGCUGCCGGAGGCAUUGGUCGGGAAGACCCUCUUCCCGCAUGUUUGCUUCAAGAACAUGACCCUGCAUGUCAACUUCGCCUCCCCGCUCACGCCGCUGGCCUUCAAAUGCUACGGCGUCUCCGAAGCUCCCGUGACGGACGCGGUGGCAGCAGCGAAGCCGAAGGUGGACGAGAAGUUCGAGGUCCUUUUCCCGGUCGGGGUGCCUGACGAAGGUACCUUUGACUGGCUGGAUGACUUCCUGGCCAAGAACCCGAAGUUUGUUGAGUUGUCGGACCGGGCCAUUCUGAAGUGGGCCGAGAAGCUUCCAUUGCGGAGAGGGACAAGCUUGGAAGCAGCUUGGCACGAGGGGUUGAAGGAUGAACUUUACUUUGCCGGGCACUGCAACGACAAGCCUGACGUGCAGCACCGCGGCGUGCAUGGAGUGUUCCGAGUGCCCUACCUGGACGACUUCUCCGCUCGGCGGAUGAUCCAGGCGGUGGCCCCUUUGCAGCCGAGAAACUAUGUUGUCAUGGAGGUCAAGUCCAACCUCAUAAAAGAGGAGCGGGAGCAGCUCAUUAAGCGCUUCGCAGACAGUUGCUACAAGACAGUGGCCCAGGUGGUCAUGGGCGAGCCUCCUGCCGACUUCAAAGACAAGGUGCACAAGGAGCUGCUGGCGGAAAAGCAGGAGAAAGUAACCCAGGAAUGGAAGAAGCGCAAAGCGGAACGAGAGCAGGAGAGGAUCGCCAGGAAGCGGCAGAAAGAGCUGGAGGAGGCAAUCAGGUUUGAGAGUUUCUUCAACGUUGGUCGGGAGUCUUUGGCUGCGUGUGCUUUGCAAGGCUUGGGUUCCCCCUCCAACGGAACGGCUGAUGGGCUUGCUUUCUGA
This is a messenger RNA of Symbiodinium necroappetens, 1293 nucleotides long. Lineage: Eukaryota; Dinophyceae; Suessiales; Symbiodiniaceae. The record is from the annotation of a GenBank genome assembly.